UUCUCCCUUCUUCACUCUCGGCUGCCGACCCCUUCUGUGCCAGGACGCACUGCUUCUUCCUCUGAUUGAUCAGCACACUACUUUCAGCAAUGGAGCCCCUGAUUAGACGCCAGAGUUCUCAAAUUCUUGGUGGCCAUUCAACACCAAUUCACAGACCUCUACAGAUGGAUAGAGCCUAUGCCCACAGUGUCAGCGGAGGGGCAGGUGGCCAUGGGACCAGGAUCUCAACUGCUUAUGGCGUGCGGGUUGGCAGCGGCAUCGGGGGUGGGUAUGACUACCAGUCCCUGUCCUCUGGGUCCACUUCUGGGUCCCUUGCCAUCACGAACGAGAAGACAACCAUGCAGCACCUGAAUGACCGCCUGGCAAGCUACCUGGAGACUGUGAGAAGUCUGGAGAAGGCCAACAACCAUCUGGAGAUCAAGAUCAGAGAGGCCAUUGAAAAGAGAGGCCCCUUGGAGGGAAAGGAUUACAGCAAGUACGAGGCCAUCAUCGAGGAUCUGAGAGCCAAGAUAUUUGACAUGCACAAGGGCAAUGCACAGCUUGCUAUCCAGCUUGACAAUGCAAGACUGGCUUCAGAUGACUUCAGAGUCAAGAUGGAAUAUGAGUUGUCCAUGCGUCAGACGGUGGAGGCUGAUGUGGCCGGACUGAGGAAGCUCCUGGAUGACACCAAUGUAAUUCGCUUGCACAUGGAGAGCGAUAUUGAGUCUCUGAGGGAAGAGUUGAUCAGCCUGAAGAAGACCCAUCAGACGGAUGUUGCUGAGUUGCGAGCCCAGAUAAGUCAGUUUGGCGUCCAUGUGGAUGUUGAUGCUCCUAAAGGACAAGACCUGGCCAGGAUCAUGGAGGAGAUGAGGGCCAAGUAUGAGAAGAUAGCACUGAAGAACCAGGAGGAGCUCAAAGCAUGGCAUGAAUCUCAGAUCACAGAGGUGCAGGUCCAAGUGACUGAGAGCACAACAGCUCUGAAGGAAGCCACAACUGUGAUGUCUGAAACUAGGAGGAGGUAUCAGCACCUGGACAUUGAACUGCAGUCUGCGUUAAGUCUGAAAGCAUCCCUGGAGGCAACCUUGCGUGACAUUGAGAUGCGUUACAACAUGGAGAUGGAGAAAUACAACGCGACCAUCCUGAAGCUGCAGGAGGAGCUCAGUCAGAUCCGCACAGACAUCCAGCACAACACAAGAGAGUACGAACACCUGCUCAACAUCAAGGUGAAACUGGAGGCAGAGAUCGCUGAGUACAGGAGGCUGCUGGACGGAGAGGCAGACUUGAGACUAGAGGAUGCAGUUGAUUCGAAGACAGUCCAGACCAAAGUGGUGACAGUCACUCAGACUCUGGUGGAUGGAAAAGUGGUGUCAGAGAGCAAGGACGUCAAAUCCAGCGAAAAGCUGGCUAUUAAUUAAAAACAAAGGGCAGGAAAAACCCUUUGUAACAAAAAUAAAAUGAACAACAAAAAGUG
Epinephelus fuscoguttatus (brown-marbled grouper) is the source of this 1450-nucleotide messenger RNA. RefSeq names its product keratin, type I cytoskeletal 18-like. The transcript is spliced from 7 exons. The coding region runs from base 90 to 1394 and encodes 434 amino acids. Gene Ontology annotation, cellular component: keratin filament. NCBI's taxonomy places the organism in Eukaryota, Metazoa, Chordata, Actinopteri, Perciformes, Serranidae. The record is from RefSeq and is a predicted model, not a curated record. Gene Ontology annotation, biological process: intermediate filament cytoskeleton organization. Gene Ontology annotation, molecular function: structural molecule activity.